Messenger RNA from Ornithodoros turicata, 2216 nucleotides. RefSeq lists its product as uncharacterized. Gene Ontology annotation, molecular function: channel regulator activity; voltage-gated calcium channel activity. The transcript is spliced from 7 exons. The coding region runs from base 343 to 1803 and encodes 486 amino acids. Lineage: Eukaryota; Metazoa; Arthropoda; Arachnida; Ixodida; Argasidae. The record is from RefSeq and is a predicted model, not a curated record. Gene Ontology annotation, biological process: neurotransmitter receptor internalization; transmission of nerve impulse; regulation of AMPA receptor activity. Gene Ontology annotation, cellular component: AMPA glutamate receptor complex; postsynaptic density membrane.
GCGGUCGUUGCGAAGUUGCGGCGGUUGCGGUUAUUGCGGGUCGGUGCGGGCAGUCGCGGUUGUUUGGUAGGUGUUGGAGUAUUGAGCCUAGAGCUGUGUGCUGGCAAAGGGGACUGGAAGACGGUGAUACGUGUCUGUACCGUUUGUGUGGUACGAAUAAUGGCAUCCGUCGAGAACGUUCAGCAGCGACCAGCGUCGAGUAAUAAUGUCGGACACCGCCUCGGGAAACACUCGCUCACUUCCUCUACAUUCUCGUGAAACGUGCUACGCGCUAGUCAGAAGGACAGAUGCGGCAGAAUUCGAACGCAAAAAGGCACAUCCUUCCCAGCACCCGAUCUCGACAUGGAAACUGCACAGGGAACAGCGACGACGGUGCAAGCGAACAACGUAACCGCUCAAACGAGCACCAACGUCACCCAGACGGCGGAGUCUCCGGUGGGGAUAUGCAACGCGACAACCUUCUACUUCGGAGCGACGUUGCUGCUGAGUCUCGGCUCAACCGUGGGUCUGCUGGUGGGAUUUCUGAGCGACCACUGGGAAUACGUCGACUUCGACGCGGACACGGUCAGCGACACGGCCGCCCGUCAGGGCGUUGCCCUGACCAGGUCGUCCAACGUGCUGAGGUUGAGCUUUGGGCCGAGCGCCGCGAGGCCGAGGGGAUUCAACGGAAGUGUCGCGUACUUGGUGAACUUGAGGGGCGGGGUGAACCGUAUCUGCGCGAACGUCGAUGAGAAUGACUUGGCAUUUCUUGGUGAGGAAGCGAAAAAGGCCCCUGUAGGAUGCAUCUCGUACUUCCGCACACCCGAUGAAGAUUACCAUCGUAAGCAGGUGAUCAUCAAAUACCCCUGGCUGGACAAAAUGCGCAACCUCGCAAUGUCCUGUUCGAUAGUGAGCUUGAUACUGAUAGGCGCAAGCUUCCUGGUAGGAGGAUUUGGCAUCUUCAAGCGUCAGCUCUCUGCCGUUAUGGUGACGGGCGUCAUGUUUAUACUCGCAGCUGGAAAAGAAGACAUGCAGUGCAGACUCAUAGAUUAUUUUCCAAAGGAAGAGUACAGUCCAGACCCCAACGACUCUACUAUGGCAAUACCCUACGCAGUGAAGCGAGCAGCAGCAUUUAUCGUGAUGAGCGCCCUCGUACUGGUCGUGGGCGAACUUCUUUGUUUCCUCGGCCACCUGAUUCGACGAGGAAGGGUGCUUACUUUCGCCGGAGGAAUUUCCUUCAUUCUCUCAGGCCUAAUGAUUCUUGUCGGCAUGGUCAUCUACAUCUCUACCUUCAAGGCCGAGGUCGGUUCGAAGCUGCGGCCGAAAUCGUCAUUUCAAGAACCGCUCUUCACAUACAAUUACGGCUAUUCGUUUCUGCUGGCCGUCACCGGACUGAUGUCUUGCGAAUUGGCCGGCACCUUCUCCAUCUUUCUUUGCAUUCAUCGCUACCAGCAAGAGCUCAAAAAGAAAAUGGAGCGUCAAAAAGCCGACCCCGUAGUGGACCAUCUUCCUGGGUGCCGCCGCCACCGAAGGCACUCGUCGGGCAGUGGAAGUCAUCACCACCAUCACGGUAGCGCACGCCGGAACAGCCGCGCCGUCGAAUCCCUAUCGGACAGUUCACCAACUACGAGCGGGCGGCGCUCGGAGCGACGUUCGCCCCAUCUACCCAUGUCUGAAUCAAUGAGGGACCUCUCGUAUUACAACUUCCCGCCCUUUUCGCGGGACACAACCUGCAACACGGUCUCCACGACGGCAGACAACCUGACGCGGGACUACUCUCGUGACUUCUCGUUCGAAACGUUGCGCCGGACAACGCCCGUGUGAAGUGUUAUGACGUCAUCGACAGGGUGCGUGAGUGAUAUAGUGAGAGCAAGUGAUGGGUGUGCCAAAUUUGUGACGACGUUUUUUUGUGGGAUCAGCUCAAAGAUAGUUUGCAACGGAGAAUCUCUUUCUUGUCCCUUUUUCCACUGACUGAAAAUUUGUAUUUUUUUUCGGGACGUUUAAGUUUUUCGCCAUCACUCGGUAUCUACAUCAACUGCCACGUUGGAUAACGAUGCAGGCUGCAAUCUUCGCGAAGUUUAUGGAGGGUACGAAAGCGAGUGCGAGUGUUUCGACGUCUUGCCCAGUUUGCUUUGUUGAGCUGAUGUUGAGCUGGUGUGCUACGGCGUGUUUUUUUUUUCUUUCUGCCGUGUUUAAGCCGCCAUAUUUGGACAUAUUUAAAAGUGGUUCGCCGUGUU